AUGUCGUGGUGGAGAGGGUCACCCGAGUCGCAGCGAGGGAAUUUUAAUGUGGUAAUCUACGAAAGUGAUUACAAACAGCUAUGCGCUUGGGUGCUCAAGAAAACGAACAUCGAAACUGGUGGAGAUUUGUUUGGUUUGUGGGCUGACAAAAACACGGCUGUUAUUCAGUUUGUUGUCGGACCUGGCCAAAAUUGUCGAAGAUCUUCAGUUUCUUUCUACCAAGAUAUCAGCUACUUGGAGGAGAUUGGUUCGCACAUGACAAAAAAUGAAGGCGUUUGUCAUAUUGGCGAGUGGCAUUCUCACCAUCAACUUGGUCUCGCCAGACCUAGCGGGGGAGACGAGAAUACCGUGUGGAACAACAUGCCCACCUACAACUUGAAGAGGUUCGUGAUUUUCAUCGCCAACAUAGAGAAAUCACGAAAACAUCCCUACAAUGUGAAUAUUGGCUGCUUCCUGUUUGAGCUUGAGAGUGUCAAUGGUAAAGAGAAAGAACUUCCGGUAUUACAAGGAACAUUCGAGAUACUGCAAAAAGAAAAUCCAUUGAAUGGGAAACUGUCGGAGAAGAGAGAAGAAGGUGCAGAGCAUGACGAGAUGGAAAUAGAAAUGGAAUGUUUACAGAUGAAGAUAUCUCCCGAGGGACACCCACGAGUAACUUAUGUCGAAUCAUUCCCCUGCUUGUGGAAAAAGAGGCCUAAAACUGACGAUGAAUCAGGAAAAAAGAACAAAAAGAAAAAAAAGAAACCGAGUAAAGACGUCAAAGCUACUUCCGUUGUUAGCAAAACCACUCAAGGAAAUGGAAACAUGACGCCAGAUGACCCCAAAAGCGGGAAGUCGAAAGGAGCAGAAGGCACCCACGAGACGGCCAGCAGUGAUUCAAAUGGGGAUAAUGAUUCCUAUGAAGGCCAAGCAGACAACCCCCAAAAAAGGACGUCAACAAGAGCAGAAGGCACCGCUCAGACAGCCACCAGUGAUUCAAAGGAGGGUAAUGAUUCCCAUGGAAGCCAAGCAGAUGAGCCCAAAAGAAGGAUGUCGACAGGAAAAGAAGGCACCACCAAGACAGCCACCAGUGAUUCAAAUGAAGAUAAUGAUUCCCAUGGAAGCCAAGCAGAUGACCCCCAAAAAGGGAAGUCGACAGGAGAAGAAGGCACAGCCAAGACAGCCACCAGUGAUUCAUGUGAGGAUAAUGAUUCCCACGGAAACCACGCAGAUGACCCCUCCAAAGGAAAGUCGACAGGAGAAGAAGGCAUGGCUAAGACAGCCACCAGUGAUUCAAAGGAGGGCAAUGAUCCCCAUAGAAGCCAAGCAGAUGACCCUCAAAAAGGGAAGUUGAAAGGAGAAGAAGGCACCGCCAAGACAGCCACCAGUGAUUCAGAUGAGGAUAAUGAUUCCCAUGGAAGCCAAGCAGAUGACCCCCCCAAAGGAAAGUCGACAGGAGAAGAAGGCACCGCCAAGACAGCCACUAGUGAUUCCUGUGAGGAUAAUGAUUCCCAUGGAAGCCACGCAGAUAACCCCCAAAAAGGGCAGUCGAAAGGAGAAGAAGGCACCGCCAAGACAGCCACCAGUGAUUCAAAUGAGGGUAAUGAUCUCCAUGGAAGCCAAGCAUAUGAUCCCCAAGAAGGGAAGUCGAAAGGAAAAGAAGGCACCGCCAAGGCAGCCACCAGUGAUUCAAAUGAGGGUAAUGAUUCCCAUGGAGGCCAAGCAGAUGACCCCCAAAAAGAUAAGUCGACAAGAGAAGAAGACACCGCCAAAAUGGCCGCCAGUGAUUCAAAUGAGGGUAAUGAUUCCCAUAGAAGCCAAGCAGAUGAGCCCAAAAGAAAGGUGUCGACAGGAAAAGAAGGCACAGCCAAGACAGCCACCAGUGAUUCAGAUGAGGGUAAUGAUUUCCAUGGAAGCCAAGCAGAUGACCCCCAAAAAGGGAAGUCGAAAGGAGAAGAAGGCACCGCCAAGAUAGCCGCCAGUGAUUCAGAUGAGGAUAAUGAUUUCCAUGGAAGCCAAGCAGAUGACCCCCAAAAAGGGAAGUUGAAAGGAGAAGAAGGCACCGCCAAGACAGCCACCAGUGAUUCAAAUGAGGGUAAUGAUUUCCAUGGAAGCAAAGCUGAUGACCCCCCAGAAGGGAAGUCGACAGGAGAAGAAGGCACCGCCAAGACAGCCACCAGUGAAUCAAACGGGGACAAUGAUUCCCAUGGAAGCCAAGCAAAUGACCCCCAAAAAGGGAAGUCGAAAAGAAAGGAAGGCACCGCCAAGACAGCCACCAGUGAUUCAGCAGAUAACGCAGAGCCUCCUGGUAGAGACCCGAAAAAAGCUUUCAAUCAGCUUGAUCAGGAUCAAACGUCAAGAUCAAACAAAAAUGUGUUGGGGCAAGGGGAAGCGCCUAUGGAAGAAAAGCAGACCAAAUCCAGGAGUCAGACGUCGGAUCGUGGUGCAAACAAGCACGAAAACCCACAUGACAACGACAAGGACAAACUAAGGGAAGGGCAGAAAAAUGAUGUCAGUAAAGCUGGAAGCAGCCAACCAACAUCAGGAAAAUCUUUCAAGGCUACAAAAACUACACCUAAGAACAAAUCAGGAACACCGCCGUCAAGACCUGUGCCUGGGAAAGCAGUACCAGUAAAACCAGUUGGUAAAGGAGCCAAGAAAAAAGUCGACGAAAAAGGCGACAUUGGGAAGAAAGGUGGCCCCACCAAAUCUACGACCAAAAAACUAUUAAAAUGAAUUACAACCAAGUUGAACUUUGAACUUUGCACUCAAACUAACAUGGCUGUU
This is a messenger RNA of Pocillopora verrucosa, 2763 nucleotides long. RefSeq lists its product as uncharacterized. Lineage: Eukaryota; Metazoa; Cnidaria; Anthozoa; Scleractinia; Pocilloporidae. The record is from RefSeq and is a predicted model, not a curated record.